Molecule: messenger RNA, 1729 nt
Organism: Canis lupus familiaris (dog)
Lineage: Eukaryota; Metazoa; Chordata; Mammalia; Carnivora; Canidae
Gene: TMED6
Product: transmembrane p24 trafficking protein 6
Exons: 4
Coding region: 792-1517 (241 amino acids)
Biological process (GO): Golgi organization; intracellular protein transport; endoplasmic reticulum to Golgi vesicle-mediated transport
Cellular component (GO): endoplasmic reticulum; Golgi apparatus; COPII-coated ER to Golgi transport vesicle
Source: RefSeq, a predicted model, not a curated record
ACAGUGAGCUAGCCAUCGGAAUCUCUGGAUGUUCAUUUCCUUAGCUCUAAGGCAGUAGAUGAUGGUACCUCCCUCCCAGUGCUGUUGUGAGAACACAUAGGAAGCAAGUAAAUCUCUUAGCUUAAAGCCAGCCAUGAAGUCGGUGUUCAAUGAGCCUUUUUGCUGCUGUGAGUGAAGAAGUCAUAAAUAAAAGGGGAAGGAUUGAGGGUUUGAACAAUAUAGUCUUUAAGUGUGUUUUUAGAGGAAAAGUAGAAUGAGGAUUAUCAGUGGAGGAGUUUGACCGCUGCCUCUUGCUCAUUUUAUUUGUCCAUUAAAAUUUUUGCACACACUUCUGUGCUGUGCUUUUUGCUAAGAUCUAGCACUGUGCAGAAAAAAUUUUGUUGAAAUAGUUUUGUCCCACAUGUCUUAUCAGAGCAAUAGGUAUCAUCUAGCAACUUGAUGUGAAUAGGGGAAACAAAUCUCCAGGCAAACGUCCGAAUAUUCAGAUGGUUGUAAAUAAACUUACCCAAUGUUUAUUCCCAAGAAGGAAGAACUGACACAGGAAUGACAGAAGUGCCUCUUCUGAAGUAGAUCCUCUCUAGCACCCAUGAGGUACGUUUGGGAAGCCACUGAGUUUUUGAGGUAAAAACGAAAGCUCUUCCUGUGAGCCAAGCAUGAGAAUAUCCAUGUGUGGCCCUGAAAUUGGCCGAAGUGUGACUUAUACGUUAAUAAUUACCCUAGCAAUUGUCCAGACUACUUGGUUUCACUAGACUGCAAACAGUUCACCUGCAGAGGAGUCUCCAGAAAACAGCAUGUUCCCCUUGCUUUUUGGAGCUGGACUGGUAGUUUUGAACCUAGUGACUUCUGCUAGGAGCCAGAAGACAGAACCCCUCAGUGGCUCUGGGGACCAGCUGCUUUUUGAUGGAGCGGAUAGAUCUGACUUUGCCAUCAUGAUCCCUCCAGGAGGCACAGAAUGCUUCUGGCAAUUUGCCCGCCAGACUGGCUAUUUCUAUUUCAGUUAUGAGGUGCAGCGGACAGUGGGAAUGUCACAUGACCGGCAUGUUGCUGCCACUGCACAUACGCCACAGGGUUUCCUCAUAGACUCCUCUCAGAAUGUUCGGGGCCAGAUUAACUUCUCUACCAAAGAGACAGGUUUUUAUCAGCUUUGUCUAAAAAAUCAGCAAAAUCACUUUGGUUCUGUGCAAGUGUACCUCAAUUUUGGAGUCUUCUAUGAGGGGCCUGAAAUGGACCACAAACAGAAGAAUGAAAGAAAGCGACUGAAUGAUACUCUGGAUGCAAUUGAGGAGAGUACAUGGAAGGUGCAGAACAAUAUCUUUCACAUGUGGCGAUACUACAACUUUGCGCGCAUGAGGAAAAUGGCUGACUUUUUCCUUCUCCAAUCAAACUAUAACUAUGUGAACUGGUGGUCAACAGCUCAGAGCCUUGUUAUUGUUCUUUCUGGAAUCCUGCAGCUGUAUUUCUUAAAGCGUCUCUUCAAUGUCCCAAAGACUACAGACACAAAAAAGCCAAGAUGCUAAGCCACAAUGACUACAGCACCCUAGCUCUUUUCUUCUGGGGCAGAAGCUUUGUCAAAGCUUCAGUCAAAUGAGCUUUAUAAAGUUAUUGGAAAAAAAAUCAAUUUAUCUUGUUAGAACAUCUUAGUCUAUUACUUUCCUUUCCUCUCCAAUUUGCCUCAAAAUGGCAAUAAAAUAAUAAAUGUAGGGGAUCCCUGGGCGGCGCAGCGGUUUGG